Messenger RNA from Acanthosepion pharaonis, 1389 nucleotides. NCBI's taxonomy places the organism in Eukaryota, Metazoa, Mollusca, Cephalopoda, Sepiida, Sepiidae. The record is from the annotation of a GenBank genome assembly.
AUGAUCCUCUGUGGUUGUGGUUUUGAUGGGCACCUGCAGAAAGAAAUAGAUGAGCUGAAGAACAUAUACAGAACAAAAGUAGAACUGCUUCAAGAUAACUUGAAUGAUUUGAAAAAGAAAUCUGAAUGUCAAAUACUACAACUUCAGCAAGAACUCAAUUUGAAGACUAUUGAAUCUGAAAACCAGUUCAAGCAAAUAGCACAACUAAAGACAUACAUUGGUGAAUCAGAAAACAUUCCAAAAUCUGUGGAGAUUCUGAAAACAGAGAACAACACUUUAAAAAAUAAAUUAAAUGUUUGUAUUGCUGAGAAAGAGCAUCUUCAGUCAAAUAUUGAGCUUCUAGAUAUCCGUCUAUCAUCUAUUACUGAAAUUUUGAACUUACAAGAGGCUGAACUAUCACAGGAUAAACAUGGUGACCCAAAUAAAGACAAGCAAGAAAAUGCUCUUCUUAAAAGGUGGAGAGAAAAGGUGUUUGCACUUCUUGUUCAACAGAAAUCUGCCACAGUUGUUUCAAAAAAGGAUGAAAAUAAGUGGAAACAAAAGAUGUCCAAUAUACAGAAUCAUAAGGAAUCAGCUGAAAACCAGAUCCAAAUUCUCUGUCAUUCUCUUUCAGACAAACAGGCACAACUGGAUAUUUCAAACAAUAACAGCAAUAUACUGCAAAGUGAUUUAUUGGCAACCCAACAACAACUGGAUUUACUGAGCCACCAAUCAACAAAGGACCAAAAAAUGAUGUUGGCUUUGAAAAAUUUUACUUUAAGUAUUGGUUCCAAAUUUCAGGAUCACUUUCAGUAUUUUGAAACCAUCAGCAUACAGUUGGCUUCCUUUGGGCAGAGGAUCACUUUUGCUAGCAGUCGUGUGUUACUACUCCAAAAUGUUAUUGCCAAACAGAAAUACCUGUCGAACAUUCACCAGCAAUUGCAGAUAGAAAUCCCCAUUAAAGACAGUACAGAAGAAUCCACUUCACAAUUGUUUGAUGACCCUGUACCAGUGUAUGCAAAGACUGAGCUUGUGCGAUUACAAAAAGAAAGAGAUUUACUAGCUAUGCAAUUGACUGAAAUUGUGCAAGGAGUGGAAGAAAGAAUCCAAACAACAAAAACUGAGUAUAAAAAACAAGAAACUUACCUAAAGAAAGAAUUGCUGGAGACACAAAACUCCCUUCAAGCAGCAUUAGAGAAAUGUGACUCUCUGACACUAGAAUUCCAAGAGAUGCAAAACAAGUUUGAAGAGAAGAAUACUGAGGUGGAAUCUUUAAAGCUGAAUUUGUCUAAGCAAAAGGCAGAAGCAAAACAAAUAUGGGAUGCCUUUAAAGAGGAAGAACACAUCUUUACCUGCAGGCAGCACCAAGAAGCAAUGGAAUUGAUGACUAUGGAGGAGGUAAGGCAGUAA